GCGAAUCUCGAAGAGGAAGAGUCACAAGCGGAUCUCACCAAGACAUGGAAGACGGCCUCCGCUCUUCCUCCGCCGCCGCCUCCGGCGACCGAACCAUUUCGUCUCCGCCGGAGAAACCCGCCGGCGGAUGGAGAACCAUCAAAUACAUCAUCGGCAACGAGACGUUUGAGAAGUUGGCGUACAUGAGUUUGAUCGCAAACAUGACGGUUUAUCUGAAGACGAAUUACAAUUUGGGAGGUGUGGUUCUGCUAAACAUCGUCGGAGUCUGGUCGGGAUCCUCGAACGUGACGGCCAUUCUCGGCGCUUUGGUCGCCGACACGUUCCUCGGGAGGUUCCAUACUCUCCUCUUCGGCUCUUUCUUGUCUCUCAUCGGCAUGACGCUCAUGACUUUAACCGCGGGAUUACCGAAUCUCCGGCCGCCGGCGUGUUCCUCUCCGCCGGAGUGCUCUCAGCCUGACAUGUGGCAGUUCACAUUCCUCGGCAUUGCCCUAACCUUCACGGCUCUCGGAGCCGGCGGGAUCAGGGCCUGCAACAUCGCGUUCGGAGCCGACCAAUUCGACACCAACACUGAAAAAGGCAGAUCUCAGCUCGAGAGUUUCUUCAACUGGUGGUACUUCUCCUUCACCAUCGCUCUUGUCUUCGCACUCACUGUCGUUGUCUACGUCCAGACCAAUGUCAGUUGGACCCUAGGAUUCGCCAUCCCCACUGCUUGUUUCGCUGUCGGAAUCGUGACCUACCUCUUCGGAUACCGUGCUUACGUGCUCGUCAAGCCACAGGGAAGCGUCUUCCUCGACAUCCCCAAAGUCCUGGUCGCUGUCCUAAGGAAACGCGAGCUAGACCGGUCUAAACCGUCUACGUUCUACGACCCUUCAGUCACAGGGACCAUCGUGAAACUGCCUUACACGGACCGGCUCACGUUCUUCGACAGAGCGGCCUUGAUAACGAGCCCUGACGAGUUAGACGACCAAGGCGUGGCCAAGAACAACUGGAAACUCUGCAGUGUUCAACAGGUUGAAUCGUUCAAAAUGCUCGUGGGGAUGUUCCCGGUUUGGUUCUCGGGAAUCUUGUUCAUAAUGUCGAUGGAUCAACAGAACAAUAUCGGAAUCUUGCAAGCGAUUCAGACAAACAACAACGUUGUCGGGACGUUUCGUGUUCCCCCUGCGUGGAUGGGACUCUCCUCCAUGAUCGCUCUCUCCAUAUGGAUUGUGCUCUAUGAACGUCUCUGGGUACCACAAUCCAAGAAAUUCACAGGAAAGAGCAAGAGGCUGAAGAUGAAGAACAGAUUCGUGGUCGGAAUCGUGUUCUCCAUCAUCUGCCCUCUCGUCGCGGCCGCCGUCGAAAUCCACCGCCGGGAGCUUGCCAUAAGAAGCGGAGGCUCGUUCCAAUCUCCGAUGACGAUACUAUGGCUUUUGCCGCAAUUCGCGUUGUCGGGGUUCAUCGAAGCCUUCGGGGCGGUGGCUCUGAUGGAGUUUCUGACGACGGAGUUACCGGAGAGCAUGAGAACUGUGUCGGGAGCGAUUUUCUUCCUGAGUCUGUCGAUGGCGAGUUACGCGAACUCGGUUCUGGUCAACAUCGUUCACGAGUCAACGGAUGGGAAAGGCUCGGUUGCGUGGCUGGGAAGUCAAGAUCUGAACAGGAACAGGUUGGAGAACUUCUACUAUCUCUCCGCAGCCAUCGGAGCUGCGAAUCUGUUGUACUUUUGUCUCUUCGCUCGCAGGUUUGUGACGAGAAAUGGCGGCGGAAACUCGCCGGUUUGAACGUCUCAGGCAAACACUGUAUCAUUGGAACCAUUUUUUGUAUUAAAAUUGUAUGCCACUUAGUUUAUACAUAUAUAUUCUUUUCAUCUCUUA
Messenger RNA from Tarenaya hassleriana, 1850 nucleotides. Its product is annotated as protein NRT1/ PTR FAMILY 2.8-like. Bases 45 to 1757 code for a protein of 570 amino acids. Lineage: Eukaryota; Viridiplantae; Streptophyta; Magnoliopsida; Brassicales; Cleomaceae. The transcript has 4 exons. The record is from RefSeq and is a predicted model, not a curated record. Gene Ontology annotation, cellular component: plasma membrane. Gene Ontology annotation, biological process: transmembrane transport. Gene Ontology annotation, molecular function: transmembrane transporter activity.